Molecule: messenger RNA, 1645 nt
Organism: Hordeum vulgare subsp. vulgare (domesticated barley)
Lineage: Eukaryota; Viridiplantae; Streptophyta; Magnoliopsida; Poales; Poaceae
Product: zealexin A1 synthase-like
Exons: 2
Coding region: 23-1549 (508 amino acids)
Molecular function (GO): monooxygenase activity; oxidoreductase activity, acting on paired donors, with incorporation or reduction of molecular oxygen; iron ion binding
Source: RefSeq, a predicted model, not a curated record
UCCAGCAGGUAACGAGCCUGACAUGGAAAGAUGGCUGAGCUUCUGUUGGUUAGGCUCCUUAUCCUUGCUACUAGCCGUUUUGCUGAUUCUCAUCCCAUCCACGGGCAAGAAGAAGCUGCCUCCUGGGCCAUGGACACUCCCAAUCAUCGGAUGCCUCCACCAUAUCGUCAAACUCCUACCACACCGCGCGUUGAUGGAGUUGUCUCGUCAGCAUGGGCCACUCAUGCUCCUCAAGCUAGGUCAAGUCCCCACCUUGGUGGUCUCCGGAGCUGAUGAGGCAGCUCUGGUGAUGAAGACCAACGGUCUCGUGUUCGCGAGCCGGCCCGCCAGCGUGACGCAAAAGAUAUUUGGCUGUGGUGGCAAGGGCAUCAAUUUUGCUCCCUACGGCGACCACUGGCGCCGGAUGCGCAAGCUCUGCAUCAGGGAACUCCUUUGCCCCAAGCAGGUGAGGCGCAUGGAACGCAUCAGGGUCGAGGAGGUGGGGAACCUCAUCCACAACAUCGCAGCAAGCGCCUCAACUGGCGCCACCAUCAAUUUCAGCCACAAGAUGGUGGAGCUAGGAAACAACGUCGUGUUCCGGGCAGUUUUCGGUGCCAAGUGCACAAGUCAGGAGGAGUUCCUGCGGGAGCUGGAUACGGCGUUCGUUCUGCUGGGUGGCUUUUUCUUAGUCGACCUCUUCCCGUCGUCACGGCUAUUGCGGUGGCUAAGCCAUGUCGAGCGCGACAUGACGCAGAGCUGCAGCCGCAUCCACCGUAUCAUCACCAACAACAUCCACGAACGCCGUGUGGUGCGAGCUGCAGGAGAGGAAGCAUGUAGCACCGACGACGAGGUUCUCGUAGACGUGCUACUCAGGCUGCAGCAGGAGGAUUUGUUGGAUUUCCCUCUGACCACAGAGAUCAUAAGCGCCGUGUUAUUUGACAUGUUUACAGGUGGCACGCAAACCACAGGAACUGUUUUGGAGUGGACUAUGUCGGAGCUUGUUCGCAACCCAGAAGCUAUGGCAAAGGCACAAAAAGAAGUCCGGGAGGUCAUAGGCCGAGACCGAGCUGUUAUUACGAAUAACGAUCUUGCUCAACUCCAUUAUCUGCGGAUGGUCAUCAAAGAGGUUCUCAGAUUGCAUCCCCCAGCUACUCUAAUCCCCCGCAUGGCAAGAGAGGAUUGUACAGUUAUGUCCUAUGACAUCCCUAAAAACACUAACAUACUCAUAAAUGUAUUUGCAAUUUCUCGGGAUCCGAGAUACUGGGAUAAUCCCGACGUGUUUAAGCCAGAGAGGUUUCAGAACAAAAACAUCAAUUACAAGGGGGCAUACAGUGAGUUCACUCCAUUCGGGGCUGGGCGACGAAAAUGCCCUGGAAUUGAAUUUGCCCGGUCAGUCAUUGAGAUCGCAGUGGCCAACUUGUUGUAUCACUUCGACUGGAUGUGCCCUGAUGGCUCUAGCGAAACUUCAGUUGACAUGUACGAGAAAUUUGGGAUAACAGUAAACAGAAGGUUCAACUUGCAACUCAAAGCUAUUACUCACAAUUGGCUCACUCCUACACGGUUCAUGUAAUAUAUAUAACUGAAAGAUUGUUUAUCUAUAUGUCAAUAUAUGCUCACGUAUCUGCAUCUUCAGCUUUUAUGUCCAUAUUGCAUUGUACCUUUACGC